This is a messenger RNA of Dichotomopilus funicola, 534 nucleotides long. RefSeq lists its product as uncharacterized. The transcript has a single exon. Bases 1 to 534 code for a protein of 177 amino acids. Lineage: Eukaryota; Fungi; Ascomycota; Sordariomycetes; Sordariales; Chaetomiaceae. The record is from RefSeq and is a predicted model, not a curated record.
AUGGAACACGUACUGACCCACGUGCCAAACCUGCUACCCGCCUACCUUACACCCCGAGUUCCAGAGUCGCGUAACCAUCGCCAUAAUGGCCCCUGCACCCUCAUCCCCCGUCAAAAAGCCAAAUUCAAGCAUUCCACACCCCGAAAGAGGAACCGCAUCUUCGCCUACUACUCCGCCGGCAUCUCUGCCAAAGCAAUCGCGGUCAAGGAGGAUGUGCUGGAGUCCCACGUGCGAGGCGUAAUCCGCCGCUUCUCGGCACAAGACUUCGGUGUCAGUCGACCCAGCCGUGGUCGGCCGCAAAAGCUUACAGAACGCGAUCAACGGGUUAUUUUGCGCGAAGUGGCCAAGGAUCCCUUGAUACCGCUCGAAACCUUGCGCAAAUUGACCGUUCCACACGUGUCGCGGGGGUGUUUACGCAGCUUCCUCACGAAGCAGGGGAUCCGCUUAGACGAUCAGGGCCCCGGCUCGGAUGCGAUCGCGACUUCACCAACACAAUCGAAACCAUUAACACAACAAUCUAAACGCCUAACCUAG